This is a messenger RNA of Penicillium diatomitis, 429 nucleotides long. RefSeq lists its product as uncharacterized. The coding region runs from base 1 to 429 and encodes 142 amino acids. The record is from RefSeq and is a predicted model, not a curated record. The transcript is spliced from 2 exons. NCBI's taxonomy places the organism in Eukaryota, Fungi, Ascomycota, Eurotiomycetes, Eurotiales, Aspergillaceae.
AUGUCUGCCCAGACUUUCCACACCACCCGCGAGGACAUCCGCAAGGAUGAGGCCCGUGUCUCCCACCAGCACGGCGGUAACGUCCCUGCCGACUCGGAUGUUUCCCAGAUGAAGUCCAUCAUUGAUGAGAACACCAACAAGGCCGAGCAGAUCGAGAAGACCAAGGCCAACCUGCCUCUUCCUGAUCAGCCCCCCGUCGCCUCCGACUGGAACUCCUCUGACCAGCGCACUGUGAACGUUGGCUCUGGUGGUAUCGAGGGCCCCAUCUCUGGUGACAAUGACUCUGCUCUUCGUGGUCCCUCCACCGCUGGCAGCAGUGUCCGCAUGGACGGUAGUGAGCUGCACAAGAACACCGCCCCCGGCGGUAACGUUGGUCGUCAGCGUGUCGAAGGUCAGGACGGUCUGCCUUCCGACGCCACUGCUCGUUAA